CUUCUCUGUAUAUCCAGUCCUUGUUUCUGCACCUCAAAAAUUAAUUAUUUGUUUUUCUGUCAACCAAAAGUCAAAACUGCGUCAAAAUACUGUGGAAGAUUUUUUUUUGUAGAAAUUGAAAAUAUAUUAUUGUUAUUAAUUAUUAUUUAAAAAUUUAGUUUAAACUAUUUUAACAAUAAUUGCAAUGGCCCCGGUUUCCGAAGCUAGUGAUAGCCCUAAAAGCAAAAAACCCUCUGAUAGUGCAUUUAAACAACAAAAGCUUCCAGCAUGGCAGCCAAUACUUACAGCAGGAACAGUGUUACCAACAUUUUUUGUUAUAGGAAUUGCUUUUAUACCUGUUGGUAUUGGACUACUUUACUUUUCAGAUGAAGUGAAGGAGCACAUCAUAGAUUAUACAAAUUGUAAUCGAACAGUUAAUGCCUCGGGUACUUCCUGGCAAGAAACUGACCAAAGAUGCAUAGAUUAUUUGAAAGCUAACAAGGAUAAGGAGGUUGAAUCAUGUUAUUGCAGAAUUAAAUUUUCACUCAAGGAACACUUUGAAGGAAGUGUCUCCAUGUAUUAUGGUCUAAGCAAUUUCUAUCAGAAUCAUAGGCGUUAUGUAAAAUCCAGGGAUGAUAACCAACUUUUGGGAAUUUUAGGAGUGGACCCUGCACAUGAAUGUAUGCCUUUUGACUAUGCUACAGAAAAUAAUACUAGGAAACCGAUAGCACCAUGUGGGGCCAUUGCUAAUUCCAUGUUUAAUGAUGUCCUUUCUAUGUCUAUGUGGGUGAAUACAGAGGGUUGGCUAAAUGCGACUUUACUCAACACAGGAAUAGCAUGGGACUCUGAUAAAAAUAUAAAAUUCCGCAAUCCUCCUGGUGAUUUGAAGCAAGCUUUUGCAAAUUAUGCCAAACCGAAAGCCUGGAAAAAACCUAUAUGGCAACUGGAUGAACACAAUCCUGAUAAUAAUGGCUUCCAAAAUGAAGAUUUAAUUGUUUGGAUGAGAACAGCUGCUUUACCUUCUUUUAGAAAACUUUACAGGAGGAUUGAUCAUACCAAAUUAUAUUUUACUGAUGGUUUGCAAAAAGGAGAUUAUUUGCUAACUGUUGAAUAUAAUUAUGAUGUCAGUACUUUUGAAGGAUCUAAGCAAAUGAUUUUAAGCACAACCUCUAUACUUGGUGGUAAAAAUCCAUUUUUGGGAGUUGCAUAUAUCGUUGUAGGAGUAAUAUGCUUAGUCCUAGGCAUUGUUUUACUUUUAAUUCAUAUUAAAUGUGGGAGAAGUACCAGUGAAAUGAUCAAUGUUAACCCAAGAACACCCUACCAAUAGAAUUAAGUACCUAAUCAAUAUAUUUUUUUUUGCAAAAUAUAUGAAAAUCAACCUGGCUUACACCAGUUUUAAAAUUUGCUAUCUAAAAAUAAGUUAACUUUGAAAUUUAAGUUGAAAUUUUUUACUUUUUAUUGUAUAAAAGAUGCAGGAUUAAUUUUUAUUGCAUGACUAGAAUCGCAUUUAUAGUGCUACUUUUUUUUUCUUUUUAUAUUUAUUUGUUAGUAUUAUUAUGUUUUUAAGGCCUUUCUAAAAAUCUUUAAUCAAGUUUCAAUACAUUUUUACAAAUUAAAUGAUAGUCUAAGUCACGAAGUACAUAUUGCUUUAAUAAUUUUACAUACUUGUGAUAUACAGUAACAAAUAAAACUACCAUAUUAUUACGAAGUAAGCAAAGGGUUUAUACAUGCGUCAGAUGUGCCAGACAAAAUUUUUAGUUUUGGUCCAUUCUGUCUUUCGUCUGACAGUAGUUUUAUUUAUUACUUGUAAGUUUUUGUGAUAUAGAUUUGUCAUAGUCGCCACUAUUAGGCAAAUUAAUCCGCGUGACUAGCUAGAGUGCUCAGUUACAAUUUAUUAUUAUUUUUUAAAUACUAAUUGAGCUUUGGGCACUUAGGGUCCUUAUUUGAAAAUGUUUUUAUGUUAUGUUAGUUACUACUUUUUAUUGUUGAACUAAACACAGUUAUAGUAGAUUUCUUUAUUCAAAAUUUCAGAUUGUAUUGAUAUAGGUUUUUCACAUUCAGUAAACUUUUGCAAUAAAGUUUAUUUUUCCUAGUCGCUACUGUUAGGCAAACAACUCUGUAACUUAACUCUGUAUUGCCAACUUGAUAACAUUUUACAUAUACAUAGUUCGAGACAUAGUUCUACCUCAAAACAGAAUUGCAUAUCUAUCCCAGUAUUUUAUUGUCCGUGAUUUGAAAGGGUGAGUUCCCCAGUACCAAAAGUUCGAUUGCCAACCCAGUAUAGUUGGUGUGUAGUAGCUAAAGUGAAAGUAGGGGUCCAAACGUUAAAUUCACCUAUAUUUUAUGUGUAAAUUGACGUAUAUGAGAAUUUAAGCACUAAUCAUAAAUGUAUGUUCAAUUAUUAUAUUAGUUUUUUACUCUUUUCCUUUAUAUUUGAUUGAUUUUACUCUUAUUAGGUAAAAAUUCUUAUUAACUUCUAACCCAAACUUUACUUUACACAUGAUUAUGAUUGUUAUUUACAUGGUAUUUUGUGACGUUGGCAAUCAAGGGUUAAAUAAAGCUAAGGUACAAUCUUUUUUUUUUGAGGAACUGUUAUUGAGCUUUACACCUACUAAUUUAAUUUUAUAAUAAUUGUAAUAUUUAAGAAUAUUUGUAUAUUUUGAUAUAGUUUCAAGAUUCUUUGUUAAGCCUACUUUAUAAAAAUUAAUAA
This is a messenger RNA of Ceutorhynchus assimilis (cabbage seed weevil), 2689 nucleotides long. The record is from the annotation of a GenBank genome assembly. NCBI's taxonomy places the organism in Eukaryota, Metazoa, Arthropoda, Insecta, Coleoptera, Curculionidae.